Molecule: messenger RNA, 847 nt
Organism: Stereum hirsutum FP-91666 SS1
Lineage: Eukaryota; Fungi; Basidiomycota; Agaricomycetes; Russulales; Stereaceae
Product: glycolipid transfer protein
Exons: 7
Coding region: 86-679 (197 amino acids)
Biological process (GO): ceramide transport; intermembrane lipid transfer
Cellular component (GO): membrane; cytoplasm; cytosol
Molecular function (GO): ceramide 1-phosphate transfer activity; ceramide 1-phosphate binding
Source: RefSeq, a predicted model, not a curated record
AUUUCCCAUGUACUUCCAUAACAUCCAACGGUUGUUAGUGUAGGGCCUCAUAUACUCUCUUCUUACCUACUUCCGCAACCCCCAAAUGGCUCCGUACUUCGAAACAGUGAAGUCAUUCGCAGACGUACAGAUAGUUGCAGAUGGCGUUGACUCUGCAUCAUUCCUAGAAGCCUCGGAUGGUCUUGUAAACAUGUUUGACUUGCUGGGAAGUGGGGUCUUUUCCUUCGUUCAGACAGAUUUAAGGAAUAAUAUCGCGGGCGUUCGUAUGCGAUACGACUCACAUCAGCACUUGUCGCCAACACUGGAGAAGUUGGUAGAAGUUGAAGUCCAAGACGGACAUAGGAACAGUACAGGAUGUUUGGUUCGACUGGUUCGAGGACUUGCAUUCACCUGCCAAGCCCUUCAGAAUGUGCAGUCCGACCGAUCCGCAGAACUUCACGUCUGCUUCAAGCGUGCGUACGAUACUGUACUCAGGCACCACCACACCUUCGUCAUCCGUUCCGUGGUUUCCGUCGCAAUCCGCGCCGUCCCCCGCCGUAACGACUUCUACAGUCGCAUCGCCCAAGGCGGCUCAGUCGAUAAGCUCGACGAAGAGAUGGCGAAAUGGUUGACUGCGCUGGAGGCCAUUGUCAUUCGCAUGUCGUCGUUUCUGAAAGGUGGAGGGUAUGGGAACGUCUAGGCGUUUUGUGGUGAAGAGAUGGAGUGGUACAGUGUAGAAGGUGUGUGGUACGCGGCGGUGCGAGAUCGUGUUGACAGGCUUGUUGUUAUCUGCGUUUCGGAAGACUAUAAUAUUUUGCAUGGCCGUCUUUGUGUAUUCUUCGUUUCGACUCUGAUUAAUUUGCAAACC